ACGGUGGAGCAAAGGAACGCCAAAGUUGUUUUCCACUGCUGAUUAACCGAGCGAGCAACAAAGUUCAGCAACUGCAACAAAUCGCCGUACGUCUCUUCUUACACUUAAAAGAGCGAAACACGUCUGCAAAUAACAUUUCUCAACACGGAUUGUAAUCACUUAUUAAAACGCAAAUUAAAGCUUCGUUUUCCCCUAGAAAAUAAACGAGUAACUCUUGUUCAAUGUGCACCAAGAACGGAUUGCGAUGAUUGUGUCCAACUUAAGUGUGCUCAGUUGUAGGAGGACGAAUAGCGCGCUGUGUCUCAGUGCAGUUGAUGGACAUUUGGAUGCGUCCUCCUCUUAUCGCACCCUGAGCCCCACCGGGCACCUGCUCGUGGCGGUGUGCUUGGGCUUCAUCGGCUCUUUAGGAUUCCUCAACAACUUACUGGUUCUUGUGCUUUUCUGCCGCUACAAGGUGCUGCGGUCACCCAUCAACUUUCUGCUAGUGAAUAUAUCCUUGAGCGAUCUUCUGGUUUGUCUGUUGGGCACUCCGUUCAGCUUCGCGGCGAGCACUCAAGGGCGAUGGCUCAUCGGGGACAGUGGAUGUGUGUGGUAUGGAUUUGCCAACUCGUUGUUAGGCAUUGUAUCCCUCAUCUCGCUGGCCGUGCUGUCGUACGAACGCUACUGCACGAUGAUGGGCUCCACGGAAGCUGAUGCCACCAACUACAGGAAGGUGGCAGGUGGAGUGGUGAUGUCCUGGGUCUACUCUUUGAUCUGGACUCUGCCUCCUCUCUUUGGCUGGAGCCGCUACGGACCUGAAGGCCCUGGUACCACCUGCUCUGUGGACUGGACGGCCAAGACGGCCAAUAACAUCUCUUACAUCAUUUGCCUCUUUAUUUUCUGCCUGAUUGUCCCAUUUCUGGUCAUAAUUGUCUGCUAUGGUAAGCUGCUGCAUGCCAUUAAACAGGUCAGCAGUGUGAACACGCCUAUGAGCCGCAAGCGAGAGCACCGGGUUCUUCUCAUGGUGAUCACCAUGGUGGUCUUCUAUCUGCUCUGCUGGUUACCCUACGGGAUCAUGGCUCUGCUAGCCACUUUUGGAGCUCCAGGACUAGUGACUGUGGAAGCUAGCAUUGUUCCGUCCAUCCUAGCGAAAUUCAGCACCGUCAUCAACCCCGUCAUCUACAUUUUCAUGAACAAACAGUUCUACAGGUGUUUCAGAGCUCUUUCGAAAUGUGACAAACCCCAGCGAGGUUCCAGUCUCAAAAGUACUUCAAAGGUAACAAAAGUUUUCCGGCCUGGGCGGCACAUGGACAAUAACUUUACUUUUGUGGUUGCCUCAGUGGGACACACGGUGGCCCCAAACCAGGCAACUCCAGUGGAGGAGGAGAAUGGCUCUCCAUCAUCGGAUAAUGCCAAACCUGUGGUGUCCCUGGUGGCCCAUUACAAAGGUUGAGAGCUAGUCCUGCUUUAGAAAUGUCAGCACUUAAAGAAACUUUUUCACACAUAAUGAGUGAAAUACUGUUUGAGGUUUGGAGGACUUUACAGGGUCGUGGAAAAAUAUUAGUCCAGAAUUGGGGGCUAUUGUGUAAAGUGUUUUGCUUAUGAUGCUUAUGCCACUGCAUCCAACAACAGAAGGCUGAAUUCUUGCAGUAAAAUGUAGCUAGCUGUUUCUAUUUUUAUUUUUAAUAUUCUUUGAUUCUGAUGGUGUUAAAUACUGUUUCAUAAACCUGAAAACAAGGUCUGAGAAAUAAAGCUUACAGUAUGUAAAAUGUUCAACAACAUUCUCAAUACAGUAAACAGCAAAUCUUUGAGGGACAUCUUACUGCUUUUUUUAACGGAAUUAAACAAACGGGGUUUCUACAUAAGCAUUUCCUUUUCUUUUCAAAAAUAGGGAAGUUGGAUAUUAAAUGUUUUAAAUUAUAUUCUUGCUAGGUCUGUGGAAUACUGUUUGUAGUUCCUGUGUUUUGUGUUGGAUGAAUUUGUUAAAGUGGCCAUAACUCAGACAGUUUCUGCAUAUCUCAUGUUAAUCUCGAGUGCUUACAGAAUAGUAUCGCACCCUUCAAAUAUCUGUAGUCUUUAGUUUGAUCACAUUUAUAACUAAACUAACUAAAGUGGAACUUAAGCAUGUGCGCACACAUUGCCAACAAAACACAGACAUAUGACUUAGUUUCACUUACAGCGUGCAGUUCAUGUCCGGCAUCUUUUAGCGCUGGGACUGCGCCAUCUAUCAGUUUCAAACGAUUUCCAAAUCCAGCGUUACAUCCACCGUUUAUCUAACAUCCAUCACUAAAAUGCCGUGAACAAACAAACACACCUCAACUUCUCUCACUAUCGCAAGAGUGACGAACUGCAGCUGCAGGCCCACAGCGCAGCCAAUCUUGAUGGUAAGCGGGUCUUCCUAUCGCUCGUCGAUUGACGUGUGAGCGGGCUAUUUCUUUCGCCUUGUCGUGGGCGUGCUUUUCCGGGAGAAUUGCCCAAUAAGGGACUAAGGAAAGUAGUUACGAAACGGAUUUUCAUGUUUAAAAAAUAACUUUCAGAAACCUAUACGAACACUGGGGGAGCGUAUCGAGCACAGAAAUACUACGUCAUACUUCCAACUCGUUUUUUGACAAGUUGACCAUGUCAAGCAUGAGAAGACAGCACGUUUUACAUUGUGAGUAAGUCCAAAUGCACGAAACACCGUUGCAUCCCCCCUUUAAAAUGACACAGAAGGUCACUUACCACAGAAGGUAAACGAUGGACAUUCUUGUGGUAAAUGACACUGUGAACUAAUGUAAAUACAUUUAUUUGCAGAUUUAAUCAUUUAUCAUCCUGAUUUUUGUUUUUUUGUUCAUCGUGAAUAUGGAAGCUGCAUUGUUUCUAUUAAUUUAUAGAAAUCCCGCACAUUAGCACUUUAUAUUUUAGCAUACUUCACAAACAUCAUCAAAAAAAAUUCCAUCUGGAAAUAUUGAUGUGGACAGUAAAAGGACAUUUUCUCACGUCUGAGAAGGCUAAAUCACAUCUUUUUAAUCUAGAAACUAGAUAUGGAAUAAACUACUAUGACCACCAUGAGAUGACCGAAGGAUGUGAUUUUAUAAAAACAUUUUCAGUUAAUAAAAUUAAUCCAAUUCAUUCUGAUUAAAAUGGAAUACAAUUUUGAACUAUAUUUGAUUACAGUACAACAAUCAAUUCAUGCACCACAUUUAUAUGCCUCUAAUUAUUUUCAGUGAUAAAAGCUUCUGAAUUUAUGACUUUAUUUUUUAAUUGACUCAUUUUUGGUGUUUGGCUUGCGAUUUGUGCGCCGUUGAAGACACUCAGUUGUAUCAUUCAGUUAAUAUUAAAUUAAAGCCACAACAUGGAAUAAUUUUGUUAUGAAAUAUCCAAAAUCACUUGCACAGUGUGAUAUAUUUCAUGCAGUUGUGUACUUACAUUAUCCCAAAUGUUCCCAAGAAUGUGCAAAUCCAGAUAUAUUCCUAUUUAAAACAAUGACCCGUCCCUUGUCUCCCUUGUAUUUGUUGCAUAUCGGUGACUUAAUAUCCGGUGCUCCGCACUACCCUCAGUUUCCGGUUGUAGAAACUACGGCAACACGCAAAUGCGGAAGUGGUUUUAUGUUAUUAUGGAUCACGAUACUCUUUGGCGAGUAAAGGAAACCCAAAAAAGUGUAAACGUAGGCCAAAUGAGGCAAGCAGGCUUAUGGACAAACGAAGAAAUAAAACAAGGAUUAAUAUCGGCGUGGCGUUUUUCAUAUGGGAAAGCUUCGCGACCAACUUGGACUCGACAGAGUCUCCGCUCUCGCAUGUGUUUUAAUAGACAGGUAAGCAAAAUGUUUUUUAUUGUACACCAAAUACUCAUGCGAGAGUAUGAGUAUGUUGUAUUUUAGUACACCGGUCUUCCACAUAACUCAAUAAUUUACCUAAUAAAAGCAAUAAGAUAAAAACAGUUGUACAUCUUCAUUUCUGAAAACAUAAUAUAAUUGAGAUCACUCUAAUUACAUUAAGUUACAGUUCAGUAAGAAUCUCCACUAAAAUGCGGCAUUUGGAAACACUAGUAAUGUAAUUGCACGAUUUAAUUUAGAUUAAAAAAUAAGAUACUUACUUGUGGUCGUUGAGCGUUCGACAUUUUUACUUCAAUAUGAACAAGUCCAAACGAUUAAAUACACAUCUCUUCUUCUUGUUGUUGUUCAUUCUUUAUAUGAGUAUUACCGCCACCUACUGUAUAGCUUUAAACACACAUCUUUUCCACGUGGGCCGGUUUCAUCAUCCGAGCUUUCUGCAUGAGAUCUUGUGAUUGGUUGUCAAGCCAGCCAAUCAUAAUUUAGCAGUCCCAUUGCCGAUUGGCUGGAAUUAUGACACACUGUAACAAUUGGUUGUGUUGAGCGAGCGAGCUGAUGGAUCACACGGACACAGCUUGCUCUGAGGAGAGAGCAGGCGAGUGUUUGCAAACAUUCAGAUAAAUGUUGUUUUGUUUCAAAAUUCAUUUUCGUUCGCGCGAAUUACUUUUAUCCUCGCGAGACGAGUAUAUUCUCCACGAAACUUAGUUGAUGCGCGUGCGAUGUGGCUUUUAUGUGCACAAAAUUAUAUUUUUUGCGCGCAGAAUUGUGGCACGAUUCCAACGCCAUAUCCGUGAACAUGGGCGAUCUCCAUACGCCUCUGGAUGGUCGUUUUCACCACUCUCCUACAUAACAUCAUUUAGCUUUGCCUUUUGUCGUUGUUUCUAAAGUGCACCAUCUAGCGGUCCAAAUAUUCCAUAUUGUGGCUUUAAUUAUGCUCUUCUGACACAUUCCAUUCAGGAACGUAUAUGUCUACUAUGUAAGAUUUUGUUUGAGAUAAGCAGACCUCAAAUUCAAUGUGUGUCUUGGAUGUUUUUAAAAGCUCUUAGAAGCAUUAAUAAUCUGCUUAAUUGCUCUCAGUGCUGCUUAUAUAAAUUAUUAGUUGAUCUGUAUUUGUUGAUUCACCAAGUGAUUUCAAGUGUUUUGUUGACAUUUGAUACAAAAUGCAGUAAAUAAGAAAGACAGUUGUUGCGAAAUAAAACUCUGAUAGGGUGAUCAAAACCUGUAUGUCCCUAAAAAUGUGUUACACCUCUGUGUGUUUAAAGUAUAUUUUGUUAAUGUUAAUGAUAAGUUGAUCCUUACAAUUCGACUGUUAAAUUAGAAAUAUUGUAAAAUAUUUAAAUGUUAAAAUGCCCACAGUAUUUAUCUUUUGCAAACAACAUUACAGCAAGGCGUUGAAAAAUUACGACUGCGAACAUGAAUGUUUGUAUAGUUAAUUGUUGUUUUAUUAUACAACACAAAAUGUUAUUUUAUUGUAUGUAACUUUGUAUUGUUUGUGAAAUCCAACAGUGUUGGGGUUUCUAAUGUUGGUUCGAGUUCAAUAAAGUUAUUUUUAAAGCA
Triplophysa rosa is the source of this 5347-nucleotide messenger RNA. RefSeq names its product teleost multiple tissue opsin a (gene tmtopsa). Lineage: Eukaryota; Metazoa; Chordata; Actinopteri; Cypriniformes; Nemacheilidae. Gene Ontology annotation, molecular function: G protein-coupled receptor activity. The transcript has 4 exons. Bases 245 to 1432 code for a protein of 395 amino acids. The record is from RefSeq and is a predicted model, not a curated record. Gene Ontology annotation, cellular component: photoreceptor outer segment; membrane. Gene Ontology annotation, biological process: visual perception; G protein-coupled receptor signaling pathway.